This is a messenger RNA of Carica papaya (papaya), 2868 nucleotides long. Its product is annotated as beta-galactosidase. Gene Ontology annotation, biological process: carbohydrate metabolic process. The record is from RefSeq and is a predicted model, not a curated record. Gene Ontology annotation, molecular function: hydrolase activity, hydrolyzing O-glycosyl compounds. NCBI's taxonomy places the organism in Eukaryota, Viridiplantae, Streptophyta, Magnoliopsida, Brassicales, Caricaceae.
AUGAUACAAAAAUAAAAGGUAAUAUAUUUAUUUAUAUGGAAUACUGGGUCCUUCGUUUUCAAUCCUAUAUAUAUAUAUACGAAGCAGUUUUGGUCUUCUUCAACCAUGAUCUCAACCCAAACACACUCAACUCCUCCAUUAAUGUCCUCUUUAACAAAAAUCUAAAUUUCCUUCCUUCUCUUCUACUAAACAGCAUUGAAGGAGUAAACAAUUAUUUGAUAUUUUCAUUUGCUAUCAUGUUGAAGACAAACCUGGUCUUGUUCUUGUUGUUUUGUUCAUGGCUUUGGUCUGUUGAAGCUACUGUGUCUUACGACCAUAAAGCUAUAAUCAUUAAUGGCCGCAGAAGGAUUCUUAUUUCUGGCUCCAUUCAUUAUCCCAGAAGCACUCCUCAGAUGUGGCCUGAUCUUAUACAAAAUGCUAAAGAAGGAGGGUUAGAUGUCAUACAGACUUAUGUUUUUUGGAACGGACAUGAGCCCUCUCCUGGAAAUUAUUAUUUUGAAGACAGGUAUGAUCUUGUAAAGUUCAUCAAGUUGGUGCAUCAAGCUGGUCUGUAUGUUCAUCUCAGAAUAGGUCCUUAUAUUUGUGGUGAAUGGAAUUUUGGGGGUUUUCCUGUUUGGCUCAAAUACGUUCCUGGUAUUCAAUUCAGAACAGACAAUGGACCUUUCAAGGCACAAAUGCAAAAAUUUACAGAGAAAAUAGUCAACAUGAUGAAGGCAGAAAAGUUAUUUGAACCUCAAGGGGGUCCAAUAAUUAUGUCACAGAUAGAGAAUGAGUAUGGACCUAUUGAGUGGGAAAUUGGAGCACCGGGGAAAGCUUAUACAAAAUGGGCAGCACAAAUGGCAGUGGGUCUUGGCACUGGAGUCCCAUGGAUUAUGUGCAAGCAAGAGGAUGCUCCUGACCCAAUUAUUGACACUUGCAAUGGUUUCUAUUGUGAAAAUUUCAUGCCAAACGCCAACUACAAACCAAAAAUGUUUACAGAGGCCUGGACUGGCUGGUACACGGAAUUUGGCGGUCCAGUUCCUUAUAGACCUGCAGAAGACAUGGCUUACUCCGUUGCAAGGUUCAUUCAGAAUAGGGGAUCAUUCAUUAAUUAUUAUAUGUACCAUGGAGGAACAAAUUUUGGCAGAACUGCUGGAGGUCCUUUCAUUGCUACUAGCUAUGAUUACGAUGCCCCUCUUGAUGAGUAUGGACUAAGGAGGGAGCCAAAAUGGGGGCACUUGAGGGAUUUGCAUAAAACCAUCAAAUUAUGUGAACCAUCUUUAGUUUCUGUUGAUCCUAAAGUGACAUCGUUAGGAAGUAACCAAGAGGCUCAUGUGUUUUGGACAAAAACCUCUUGUGCUGCAUUCCUUGCUAACUACGAUCUGAAGUACUCAGUUAGAGUCACCUUUCAAAACCUGCCUUAUGACCUACCUCCUUGGUCUGUCAGCAUUCUUCCUGACUGCAAAACUGUAGUUUUCAACACUGCAAAGGUUGUUUCACAAGGCUCGCUAGCAAAGAUGAUUGCUGUCAACAGUGCAUUCUCUUGGCAGUCGUACAACGAAGAAACACCUUCCGCAAAUUAUGAUGCUGUAUUUACCAAAGAUGGGCUGUGGGAACAGAUAAGUGUCACCAGAGAUGCUACAGAUUACUUGUGGUAUAUGACAGAUGUGACAAUAGGUCCUGAUGAAGCAUUCUUGAAGAAUGGGCAAGAUCCCAUUUUGACAGUCAUGUCAGCAGGCCAUGCUUUGCAUGUUUUUGUGAAUGGUCAACUAUCAGGAACUGUAUAUGGACAAUUGGAAAAUCCCAAACUAGCCUUUAGUGGCAAGGUGAAACUGAGAGCAGGAGUCAACAAGGUUUCUUUACUAAGUAUCGCUGUUGGCCUUCCGAAUGUUGGCUUACACUUUGAAACAUGGAAUGCUGGGGUUCUGGGUCCAGUGACAUUGAAAGGGGUGAAUUCAGGAACAUGGGAUAUGUCAAAAUGGAAAUGGUCUUACAAGAUUGGUCUGAAAGGCGAAGCCUUGAGCCUUCAUACAGUUAGUGGCAGUUCGUCUGUUGAGUGGGUUGAAGGAUCAUUACUAGCUCAAAGACAACCCCUCAUUUGGUACAAGACUACUUUUAACGCACCAGUAGGUAAUGAUCCAUUAGCUUUAGAUAUGAACAGUAUGGGAAAAGGUCAGAUAUGGAUAAAUGGUCAAAGUAUUGGACGCCACUGGCCUGGAUAUAAAGCUCGUGGAAGUUGUGGUGCUUGCAACUAUGCUGGAAUAUAUGAUGAGAAAAAAUGUCAUAGUAACUGUGGAAAGGCUUCUCAGAGAUGGUACCAUGUUCCUCGCUCGUGGCUCAACCCAACUGCGAACCUAUUAGUUGUUUUUGAAGAAUGGGGUGGUGAUCCAACAAAGAUUUCUUUGGUGAAAAGAGUUGUGUAGUUAGUUUUCAGAAAGCUAAAAUGGGUAAAGGUUUAUAGUUUAACCCUAAUAAAUGAAGUCCCCAGUUAGGUCAAAUUUAGCACAGAAAAUAGUUUGGAAGAAUCCAAGUGACUUUUUGUCCUUAGGGGUGAUACAAGCUUAAACGAAGCAGAUUGCCCAGAAUUGCCAAAGGGAAUGGAUAUGGUAGAAUAUCACAACAUUUUUAUGUGCAGAGACAAGCUAUUGCUACACCUCCAUACCUCAUACAUUAGGCCAACUAGAAGAGUAUAGUUUUAAUAUAUAUACACACGCACACACACACACACAGUAUAUCUUGAUAAUUAUUAAGGAUAUACAUACCUCUAGCUAGCUGGGGUUCCAAUCUAAGUAUUCAGGGAAAAUAAACCUCAUGCCUUCUUAUUUGUAAGAACAAAUCAGGAAGUAUUAUUAAUAAAAACCAGCUUCUAAAUGGCAUUUUGUUUGUUUA